Amblyraja radiata (thorny skate) is the source of this 2810-nucleotide messenger RNA. Its product is annotated as septin-11-like. Gene Ontology annotation, molecular function: GTP binding. The record is from RefSeq and is a predicted model, not a curated record. The transcript is spliced from 11 exons. Bases 88 to 1374 code for a protein of 428 amino acids. NCBI's taxonomy places the organism in Eukaryota, Metazoa, Chordata, Chondrichthyes, Rajiformes, Rajidae.
UGCCUCUCAAGCUGCGGGAGCGGGGAUCUCGCGCGUUCCAAUCUCCAACCGUCACGGCGCGCGCUCCGGGCUCCGCUCUCACCAGCAAUGGCUUCGGCUGAAAUCACCCGGCAGAUGAGUGAAAGUGUCCGGCCACUUUCCUUGUCAGGCCAUGUAGGAUUUGACAGUUUACCAGAUCAACUAGUAAACAAAUCUACCUCCCAGGGAUUUGGCUUUAAUAUUCUUUGUGUUGGAGAAACUGGCAUUGGAAAGUCAACCCUUAUGGAUACAUUGUUUAACACCAGCUUUGAAAGCAGCCAAUCAACACAUUAUGAAAACCAAGUAAAAUUGAAGGCCCAAACUUUUGAAUUACAGGAGAGCACUGCACGUUUAAAACUUACCAUUGUCAAUUCAGUGGGCUUUGGAGACCAGAUAAAUAAAGAAGAUAGCUAUAAACCUAUCAUUGACUACAUUGAUGCACAGUUUGAAGCCUAUCUACAAGAAGAGUUGAAGAUUAAACGUUCAUUGCACAAUUAUCAUGACACCCGUAUCCAUGCAUGUCUGUACUUCAUUUCUCCCACUGGCCAUUCUCUUAAAUCAUUAGAUUUAGUGACAAUGAAAAAGCUGGACAGCAAGGUGAACAUCAUUCCAGUGAUUGCAAAGGCUGAUACUAUUGCAAAAAAUGAACUUCAUAAAUUUAAAAUCAAAAUAAUGGGUGAACUGGUUAGCAAUGGUGUACAGAUCUAUCAGUUUCCAAUUGAUGAUGAAACAGUAGCAAAAAUUAAUUCAACUAUGAAUGGCCAUCUACCUUUUGCUGUGAUUGGAAGUACAGAGGAAGUGAAAGUUGGGAACAAAAUGGUUAAAGCUCGUCAAUAUCCUUGGGGAGUUGUACAAGUGGAAAAUGAGAAUCACAGUGACUUUGUGAAGCUGCGAGAGAUGCUUGUUUGUGUGAACAUGGAAGACCUGAGAGAACAGACCCACACCAGGCACUAUGAGCUCUAUCGUCGUUGCAAAUUAGAAGAGAUGGGAUUCAAAGAUACAGAUCCAAAUAAUAAGCCAGUCAGCCUUCAAGAAACAUAUGAAGCCAAGAGGAAUGAGUUUCUUGGUGAGCUUCACAGAAAAGAGGAGGAAAUGAGGCAAAUGUUUGUGAUGAGAGUUAAAGAAAAAGAAACUCAACUAAAAGAGGCAGAGAAGGAGUUGCAAGAUAAAUUUGAACAAUUGAAGAAAAUGCAUCAAGAUGAGAGAAAGAAAUUAGAUGAGAAAAAAUCACACUUGGAUGAAGAGAUGAGCAUAUUUAAUAAGAGGAAGGCUGCAGCUGAGUUACUACAAAGCCAGGCAUUCCAGACUACACCGCAAAUGAAUCUGAAGAAAGAUAAGGACCGCAAACAUUAUUAAUUUUUGAUGCUGCACCUCACUUUAUAUAAUAAUCUUCACUUAUUGGAAUGUUCUCAGAACUUUGAGAGUUCUGCUCACUUCUGGAUUGCAUGAAUGGAUGAAAAUGGUGUCACAAUUUUCAGUCACCUGAAUUAUGCCAAAUGCACUGCCUUAGUAGCUGUAUAAGCCAUAUAUUUAAAUAGGGUGCUAAUCCCAAUUGUUGACACAGACUUUGCCUUUACUGUGUCUUUUUCAGGAAAGUGUUUGUAUUUAUAACAAUUUCAGUUUUAUAUUUCCCAGUACCAAUUUGUGUGUGCUCGGAAAUUACAGAAAAUUAUUAGUGCAUGCACUAAGAUUCAAUUUUUGUAUUAUGUACACGUAAUUUUUUUUAAAGUCCUCAUUCCUGGUUAUCCAGCCCAUGGAGGGGCAAGACAUUUUGCAAUUCAAAUGAUCUUGUGCAAGAACAUACUUGUCUGUCCAAGCCAUACAUGUAUAUUUCUCCACGUGUGGUUAUUCCAUAGAUUACAGGAAGUUUUCAGGUUUGUAUAGGACCAAUUUUAUGUGCACAGAUAAUAGUAUUAAAGUUCUCAGCACCAAAAAUAGUCAACUUUUAUACGUUGGUGCUGUAGAUACUUCCCUAACAAUCUUGCAUUUGCCUGUGUUUUCUGUUGUUGUUGGAGUCUAAUAUAGCACAUUAAUGACUCCAGUUAUGGAAAUUAUUUGUUUGAGGUGGGUUUAUAAUUUUAAACACAGUUGUAUGAAUCUCACUGAACAAAGAGAUGCAUUAAGAGCAUCACCACUGGUACAUUUGCUAUAUAUUAAAUAAUGACAUUGAUUUGAAAUGCUGAUUUAAUUUGAGGGAUUGAAUUUUAAUUAAGAAAAAAAUGAUUGUUGCAUUGCUAUUAUAUCAUGGCUAGUUAUAAUUUGCUGCUGAAAUGCCAUUUUGGACAAAGUGUAAAGCAAAUUAUUUGAAUUUGUGUCAAAUUUAGCACAAGCUGCAGUUACGUCAGAGAUCUUUGCAAUUGUAAUUCAUUGUUUGCAGUACUACAGUGAACAACCUGGUGUUGGUAUGUUGUUGUACCUCAAAAAUUCGGUAUGUUUCGUACCUUAAAAUGCAGCCAUGUUUUAAAGUUCAAUCCAACCAAACAUAAACAUCAAAACUUACCAAGAUGUUGUGCAGUUAUUCACAUUGCUGUAAUAAUAUAUAAAAUUAAUUAGCUAUUUUGGUAAUAUUAACUUUCUUUCAAAUUAUGUGUUUUCUACUAAAAUAAUAUUUUUAAUGUACACUGAUUUCCACUACACCCCUCACAAUCAAUGCCUUGGAUUAUCUGUUCUCUUGUAUUAUUAGCUACGUGUUCACUUUUUAAAAAGCUAGUCUUGUGCAAAGCUCCCUUAAAUUUGUGUAUCAUUGAUCAUAACAUUGCUUUAACAAUUAAACCUAAUGAAAACAUCCUGAA